AUGAGUGGAAGAGGAAGAGGAAGAAAUACUGGACGUGGAGGAGCUCCAAGAGGUGGACGUGGAGGAUCCAAUGGAAGAGGAGGAUUUGGUGGUGAUAAUAAAGGUCCAAGAAGUGCAGGAAGAGGUGCACCAAGAGGUGGACGUGGAGGAGCAAAAGGAGGAGCAAAAGGACGUGGAGGAAUUGGAUCUAAAGGAGGAGUUCAAAUUAGAGAACAUUCAAAAUUCCCAGGUAUUUAUAUUGCAUCAGGUAAAGAAGAACAAUUAUUAACAAUUAACAGAGUUCCAGGAGAAUCAGUUUAUGGUGAAAAGAGAAUUGCUAAAGAAGAUGCUGAAGGAAACAAGAUUGAAUAUAGAGUAUGGAAUCCAUAUAGAUCAAAACUUGGAUGCACAAUUUUGAAAGGAGUUGAUAAUAUGACUAUUUGCCCUGGUGCUAAAGUAUUGUACAUUGGAGCUGCAUCAGGAACAACUGUUUCUCAUGUAUCAGAUAUUGUUGGAGAUAAAGGUACUGUUUAUGCUGUUGAAUUUGCCUUUAGACCAGGAAGAGAUCUUAUUGGUGUUGCAAAGAAGAGACAAAACAUUGUUCCAAUUAUAGAAGAUGCUCGUUAUCCAUUAAAAUAUAGAAUGUUAGUUGAUAUGGUUGAUGUUAUCUUUGCUGAUGUUGCUCAACCAAAUCAAGCUCAAAUUAUUGGACUUAAUGCUAAAUAUUUCUUGAAAAAAGGUGGAUUAAUUAUUGAAUCAAUCAAAGCUAAUUGUAUUGAUUCCACUGCACCAUCUGAUGUUGUUUUCGCUAAUGAAGUUGAUGAGUUAAGAAAACUUGGAUUUAAACCACUUGAACAAGUUUCACUUGAACCAUUUGAAAGAAAUCAUGCUACUGUCAUUGCUAGAUAUGAUAAUAUUAAGAAAUGA
Messenger RNA from Entamoeba nuttalli P19, 906 nucleotides. Its product is annotated as fibrillarin protein. NCBI's taxonomy places the organism in Eukaryota, Evosea, Mastigamoebida, Endamoebidae. Gene Ontology annotation, biological process: rRNA methylation; box C/D sno(s)RNA 3'-end processing. The record is from RefSeq and is a predicted model, not a curated record. Bases 1 to 906 code for a protein of 301 amino acids. Gene Ontology annotation, cellular component: nucleolus; box C/D methylation guide snoRNP complex; small-subunit processome. Gene Ontology annotation, molecular function: rRNA methyltransferase activity; RNA binding; histone H2AQ104 methyltransferase activity. The transcript has a single exon.